GAUUUCAGUAUCGCAGAGAUAUUCGACGUGGACGGUUAAGUGGCGAGAAUUUGCUGCGACUAAAGACCAAUACAUAUACAUAUAUAGACAUAUAUACUUACUAGAUACGAAGCGUAGCAAAGAGCGCCGCGUGUAAAAUGUUAAGUGAAGUGUACUAAAUAAUGAAAAAAAAGCGUUAAAAAAAUUAAAACAAUAAACUAAAAGUUAGUAAAUAUUAGAUAAAAUGCACAUGCAUAGUUGCAGCAACAAUAACAACAAAUAAAACUAAAAAAUUAUUAGAAAAAAAAUUUAAAAAUUAUGCAAAAAAAGUUGAGAAACGCAAGAAAAUGUACUUAAAAUUGCGUGCAGGUGAUGAGUGUGUGUGCCACGCAAACAUUUCAUUAAAAUAUCUUGGCGAUGUGAAAAUUUUCCAAGAUUUAAGGAAUGAGAGUGAAUUUUGAAUUGAACAUUACCGCUUAGUUAAAAUUCAGCUCAAUUUACUUGAAAAAAAAGAUCUAAAAGCUCACAAAAACGACAACAAAAAUCCAGCAAAAAACAUUAAAUAAACAAAACCAACAACCAACAAAAUCUUCAUCGAAUUAAUUAAAACGACGAGUGGUAGUUGAGUCAGUGAGUUGCGAAAUUCAACGAAAGCUAUUAUGAAAGUGCAUACAACAACAAGUCAAUUGGAGUUUUUAAUAUUAUUAAAAUCCAAAGCAAAAAUCAAAACAAAAGCAUUGCAGCAACAACAGCUGCAUCAGCAGUCACGGCAGCCACAAAAGCAGCUGUUAAUUAAAUUUCCAAGGAAACAGCAAAAGCAAAAUCAACAAAAGUUGCAAACAAAACAAACCAUAAGCGCGGCUGCAUUUAAAACGCUUAAGCAACAACAAGCAGCAGGGAAACAAAAACAAACACGACAAACACAAAAACAACAACCAGAAAAUCAACAACAACAUCAACGCUACAACAAGCGCAAGCACUUAUUGCUGCUGCUCAACCAACAUCCUCCGCUGCAAUUGUGCCAUAGCAAAUUGGCUUUCAUAGCGCUGGCACAUUACUGGCUACAACAAAAAUCCGCGACACCGGUCAACGACGCAGUCGAUACAGUGCCCGGUAGUAAAUCAAAAUUAAAUUCUUUAAAACGGAGGGACUAACAUUCGCAUUGCUGGCGGGCCCCAUGGGCCAGGCUGCAAGUAUGUGCCGAUUUCGUGGAUGUCGCUACAAAAAGAAUAAGUCUAAUAAGAAUACAACAACAACGACGCAAGCAACAACAGCCGCAACUGAAGAAGCAGCAGCAGUGGCGCAAGCAGAGGUGGCAUCAGAGGCAGCAGCAACAACGGCCGAUACAACAACAACGGCUGCAGCAGCAGCAGCAGCGGCAGAACAGAUUGCAACGAGUACGGCGACUAGUACGCCGGUGUCAGGCCUGCAGCUGCGAAGCAUUGAAGAGCCAAGCGCGCAGUGUCAAACACAAACACACACCUACCAUCAUCAUCAGAAUCUUACCGGCAGAAUGCCUGCGGCGGAGCAGGGGGGCACAGGGUGCGUAACAUUGGAUAGCGCUAAUGCGUUAAGUCCACGUACCGGUGUCCCCCUGCAGCUGCAACCUACGCCACAUCAAUACCAGCAUCAGCUUCCGCUUCAGCAUCAGCAACAGCAACAACAAAACCUACACACCAUGCAACAUACGACACAGAAGGGCUACGAUGCCGAACAAGCGCGCAUGGAAGCGUGGAUGGAUGAGAAUCAAGAAUUUAUACAGGAUUAUUUUAUAAGAAAGGCCACACGACAGGUGGUUGAUGCCUGGCUCGUUUCACAUGCCACCUCAGCUGGAAAUGAUGUCUCUUUGACUGGCUCACCUACACACACCAACGGACAAAGUUGCUCAUCGCGUGGUGGUUCCGGAGCGACAACGCCUGUGAGAAAAAUUUCAGCGCAUGAAUUUGAACGUGGCGGUCUACUGAAGCCAAUUGUCAACACCAUUGACGGUACACCGACAUUCUUAAGUAUAGGCACACAAAAUGAUUGCUCGUCAAAUAACAACAGCAAUAUUGGUGGCAGUAAUGGCAAUAAUGUCGGCGGCGCAGGCGGUGGUAACUGUAACAACAGCAAUGGCACAACGGGCACAAUGGGUGCUCAUCACUAUCAUCACCAUCAUCAUCAUCAUGGACAGACGGCGCACGGCAGUAUGGGCUACUAUCGGCCACAGCGUUUGUCACGCAACGAAUUGAAGGCUUUGGAUGAGAAGGAGCUAAUUUUUGAACUGGUAAAGGAUAUCUGCAAUGAACUGGAAGUGCGUACAUUGUGUCACAAAAUCCUGCAGAACGUGUCAAUAUUAUUGAAUGCCGAUCGUGGCUCAUUGUUUUUGGUGCAAGGACGUUGCAGUACCGGCAUUGAUGGACCCAAGAAAUGUCUCGUUUCCAAAUUGUUCGACGUUUGUCCACGCAGCACCGUGGAAGAGAUGGAACAGCAGGAAGAAGUGCGCGUUGCUUGGGGCACUGGCAUUGCAGGACAUGUGGCUGAGAGCGGUGAACCAGUGAAUAUACCAGAUGCGUAUCAGGAUGAGCGCUUCAAUGGUGAAAUCGACAGCAUAACUGGCUAUCGGACAAAAGCGUUACUUUGCAUGCCCAUUAAGGAUUCAUCGGGCGAUGUCAUCGGUGUGGCGCAGGUCAUUAAUAAAUUAAAUGGUGAAUGCUUCACAGAGGCCGACGAGAAGGUCUUCGCUUCCUAUCUGCAAUUCUGUGGCAUUGGCCUGCGUAACGCUCAGCUUUACGAGAAAUCUCAGCUGGAAAUUAAGCGUAAUCAAGUGUUACUCGAUUUGGCGCGUAUGAUCUUCGAGGAACAGAGCACAAUUGAGCACAUGGUAUUCCGUAUACUCACACACAUGCAGAGCCUCAUACAAUGUCAGCGCGUACAGAUUUUGCUGCUGCACGAGGCGUCGAAGGGCAGCUUCUCGCGCGUAUUCGAUUUUGAAGCGAACGAUCUCAGUCACGAGGAGAAUACGUCACGGACGAGUCCGCAUGAGUCACGAUUCCCCAUAAAUGUGGGCAUCACCGGCUAUGUGGCGACAACUGGUGAGACUGUAAAUAUACCAAACGCUUACGAAGAUGAUCGCUUCGAUGCCAGCGUUGAUGCUGAGGGAAAUUUCAAGCAUAAGUCCAUUUUGUGUAUGGCAAUAAAGAACUCGCUCGGCCAAAUUAUUGGCGUCAUACAGCUAAUAAACAAAUUUGAUGAUCUGAACUUUACCAAAAACGAUGAGAAUUUCGUCGAAGCCUUCGCCAUCUUCUGCGGCAUGGGCAUACACAAUACACACAUGUACGAGAAGGCAAUUGUGGCUAUGGCCAAGCAAAGUGUCACAUUGGAAGUGUUGAGCUAUCAUGCAUCGGCGACCAUGGAUGAAGCGCAUCGGCUGAGGCGAUUACGCGUACCCUCUGCAGCCCAUUUUCGCUUACACGAUUUUCGCUUCGAUGAUAUACAUUUUGAAGAUGACGAUACGUUGAAGGCCUGCCUUCGCAUGUUCCUCGAUUUGGACUUUGUUGAACGUUUUCACAUUGACUACGAGGUGCUUUGCCGUUGGCUGCUGAGCGUUAAGAAGAAUUAUCGCAAUGUUACUUAUCAUAAUUGGCGACAUGCCUUCAAUGUGGCUCAAAUGAUGUUUGCCAUACUAACGAUUUCCCAUAAUGGACAGGCGACGCAGUGGUGGAAGAUUUUCGGCGAAAUCGAAUGUUUGGCAUUGAUCAUCGGUUGCUUGUGUCACGAUUUGGAUCAUCGGGGGACUAAUAACUCAUUCCAAAUCAAAGCCUCCUCACCAUUGGCUCAACUAUAUUCGACAUCCACAAUGGAACAUCAUCAUUUCGAUCAGUGUUUAAUGAUUUUGAACAGCCCUGGCAAUCAAAUAUUAGCCAAUCUGUCAUCUGAUGAUUACUGCCGGGUUAUACGGGUAUUAGAGGAUGCCAUUUUAUCAACAGAUUUGGCGGUGUAUUUUAGAAAACGCGGCCCAUUUCUGCAAUCCGUACAAGAACAACCGCUCAGCUAUUGGGAGGCUGACGAACCCCGUGCUCUGCUACGUGCUAUGAGCAUGACUGUCUGUGAUUUAUCGGCCAUUACGAAACCAUGGGACAUUGAGAAACGUGUGGCCGAUUUAGUGAGCUCGGAAUUCUUCGAGCAAGGCGAUAUGGAGAAACAGGAAUUGAAUAUAAUGCCCAUUGACAUUAUGAAUCGCGAGAAGGAGGAUGAAUUGCCGAUGAUGCAAGUUAAUUUCAUUGAGUCAAUAUGCUUGCCAAUUUACGAGGCUUUUGCAAACCUCUCCGACAAACUGGAGCCACUGGUCGAAGGUGUGCGCGAUAACCGCGAGCAUUGGAUCGAAUUGGCACAACAAGUACAAAAUAAAGAGAAAGCAGCAAUUAGCAGCACCAAUGGUGCCGUCGACACCACAAAGCAGAAUGGCUGCAUUUCCGAUGGACGCAGCGAUGUGACUGAUGACUUAGGUACGACGACAACCAUUGUCAAUUGUGACAGCAACGCCGAUGAUGGCAUAUCAACAGGCGCUGAGUGCGAGACAGAUGAACAAAUCGAUGGUAAAAAUACAAAAAACAACAGCAACGACGACGAUGAUAACGACGAAGAAGAUGAGCACUUGUGUGCAGAGGAAGAAGAGGCAGGUAUUGAAGCGGAUGAUGAUGAUUCGGAUAUGGAGGCGUCACAUCACUCCAACGGCUGCUUCUCAUCUGGUUCGAGUCGAUUGAGCACGCCACCACCCACAGGCGAAGACGACAGCGUACCCACCUCACCGGCUAAAAUGACGCAGGCCAAGUUAAUUGCCGCAAAUUUGAAUAGUUUGAAUCAACGGACACUAAAGUCAACGAGCAACUGCUGUCGCAGCUGUGAGUAUGCGCGCUGCAGUAGUAAUAUGCGCAAGGCCUCCUCGCUCAAGGGUACCAAAGAAUUGCAACAACAACUGAGCGCACAAGCACAAAAUGGAGGCGGCAGUUCUGGCUAUCACAGUCGUAGUACACCCUCAAUGAAUAUGACGACGACAACGACAACGACGGCGAAUACAUCAAAUGGCGCGCAACAAAAUCACAGCAGCAAUACACAUCAUCAUCAUCAUCAUCACCACCACCACCACCGUCGUCAUAGUCACCACCACUACCAUCACCAUCAUCACCUCCACAGUAAUCAGCAUUCGACGCAUAGUGGCAAUGGUGGCGGCGGCGGCGGCGUUGGUGGUGGCGGCACGGGUACCGGCAACACAUCGAGCGGCGCCGAAAGUGAUAGAAUACCAAAAAUAGUCGGUAAGCUGGGUAAUAUCGAUAGUCUGCAAUAUCUCGCAGAUGGUGGCAAUGGCGCUGCCGAGGCGCUACUCCAUGCCAAUGCUGGUAGUGGUACACCAAAUGGCAUUGCAUUCACACCAAAUGGUCAUGUCACCUAUUUUGCUGCCAGUGAUGUGCCCGCGUUGACAACAGCGGCGAGUGUUGUGGCACCGGUGGUAGCGGCGGCAGUGACACCUACAAUGGCAGCGACGGCGGCGACAAGCGCAUGUGAUAAAUGAAGAGUUUGAGGAGUACUCUAAGCGAAAGUUUUAGAAGAUUUGAGUUCUUUUAAUAUAAAAGCUAGCCUAACUACAAGUAGUAUGUAUGUAUUAUUAGCUGUAAUUGAGAUACGGACGUUUACAUAGAUACUUUCGUUGGUUGCUGACGGUCAAUGGGUGCAUUGCUCUCUGAUCGACGACACAAAUAUAAAAUCCUUUUGUAUUAGUGAAGUACGUACAUACAUAUGUAUGUAUAUUGUGAGUCAAGUAGGGGCUAAGUACUGGCUGGUGAUUUUAACGUAUAAAACUAGUACGUAAAACGCUUAAACGACUUUAAUUGCAUCGUCUGAAUUAGGAUGAAGAAGCUUUGAAAAAUAUUGCCGGUACUUUGAUUUCAAUUAAAAACUUAUUAAGAUCCUAAAUUGUAGCAGAAAUCUA
Molecule: messenger RNA, 5947 nt
Organism: Rhagoletis pomonella (apple maggot)
Lineage: Eukaryota; Metazoa; Arthropoda; Insecta; Diptera; Tephritidae
Product: dual 3',5'-cyclic-AMP and -GMP phosphodiesterase 11-like
Exons: 18
Coding region: 1157-5530 (1457 amino acids)
Biological process (GO): signal transduction
Molecular function (GO): protein binding; 3',5'-cyclic-GMP phosphodiesterase activity; 3',5'-cyclic-AMP phosphodiesterase activity
Source: RefSeq, a predicted model, not a curated record